Molecule: messenger RNA, 669 nt
Organism: Photinus pyralis (common eastern firefly)
Lineage: Eukaryota; Metazoa; Arthropoda; Insecta; Coleoptera; Lampyridae
Gene: pirk
Exons: 1
Coding region: 53-571 (172 amino acids)
Source: RefSeq, a predicted model, not a curated record
GAUUUCCCGCUCUCAAGAUUUUAUUCACUUUACCAAACGCAAGUGUGCCAAAAUGGUUGUGCCAAUACCCAGCGAUGGUAAAUCGCGUCAACCGCGAGCCAAAUCGAAACAGUACGUCGGUAACGAUUUGGUCAUUAAUUUACAAGAAAAUAACGCGGGAAUUACUGUGAUAGGAAACGAGUGCCGAAUACACAUAGGUGUUAAUAAUGGAAGGCUAAAGGUUGUUGGUAAUUCUUGUCGCGUGGACGUUUCCGGUGGCGAUGGAGAAAUUACUUAUAAUGGCAAUGAUGGUCGGAUCAAGUUGGGACCGUUGAUGGACGUUGAUAGGGUGACGUAUUUUGGAAAUUGUGGCAGAAUCGCGAAAGGUGGUGCUACGAUAGCUUGUGCAAAACCCGAAGAUGGUAGUGCCCAGGGUAAUAGAGACUGGCUAAAUCGAGGUAGUGGAAAAUGUUUUCAUGUUGAUAGUCAAAAACAUAAACAUUUUUCAAGUGGACUGAGCACGUAUUCGUUGGGGAUUCCUGGUGUUGUUAUGAGCACGCAAAUUUUGCAGAGCGUUCGAAAGCGUAGAUAAUUAAUAAGUACGCACUUACAGAGAAUUGAAUAGUAGAUUAAUGUACCUAUUUAUUUGAUUAUGUAUUUAUUAGGCAAUUAUACACUACUUUUUACAUA